This is a messenger RNA of Mizuhopecten yessoensis (Yesso scallop), 1902 nucleotides long. RefSeq names its product sorting nexin-8-like. Gene Ontology annotation, molecular function: phosphatidylinositol binding; protein binding. Gene Ontology annotation, biological process: retrograde transport, endosome to Golgi. The transcript has 14 exons. The record is from RefSeq and is a predicted model, not a curated record. Bases 10 to 1590 code for a protein of 526 amino acids. Lineage: Eukaryota; Metazoa; Mollusca; Bivalvia; Pectinida; Pectinidae.
CAGGCCAAAAUGUCGGCCGACCUGUCGUUCGGGUCUGUGCCGCCCUAUUAUCGCGAAGUUUACGAAAUAUUGUGCCCGCAUGGGGAACAAGUGAAUGAAGAUUUGUUUGUACAACUUUUGUUAAAAUCCAAUUUGCCAAGACAGACUAUUUCACAGAUAUGGGAUAUAGUGGACAGUAAGCAGGGGUCUGUGUCUAGAACAGGACUAUACAAGGCUUUAGCCUUAACAGCAUUGGCCCAGCAAGGAAAAUCAGUCAACGAAAAACUCCUAGAAACAUUUUCAGGACAGGAACUUCCAAAACCAGGGUUAGGAGAUCUGGGUGACCUGAGAGCUACUAGUGUAAAGAUGAGACGCUCCAAAACACCCACCGUGCUGGGAUUUACAUUCCGAGAGCUGUGUGAACUAGAUACUGUGAAAGUAGAACUUGUUCCAGAGAAAAAAGGCCUAAUCUUAAAACAUGUUGAAUAUGAAGUGACUAGUCAGAAUUGUAAAGCGACCGUCCUCAGAAGAUACAACGACUUUGUAUCAUUUUACGAGCUAUUGAUGACAAGAUUCCCCUAUCGAAUGAUUCCAAGUCUUCCACCUAAGAAAAUGAUGGGAGCCAGUAGAGAGUUUAUUGAACAAAGAAGAAAAUCACUGAGAAGAUUUUUGAACUUGAUUGCUCGACAUCCUCAAAUUUAUGAUGACAAGCUUGUCUUUUUCUUCUUCACCUUUAAUGGUUCGGAUAUGCAACACAAGAUAAAGGAAGCCUUCCGAGGGAUACCUGAUGAAUUCAUGACCAGUAACUUAGCUAGUCAGGCAAAGGACCUAGUUCCUAUGGAUACACAGAUCCAGCUUGGCAACAGCAAAGAACACAUCCGCAUACUGAGCAACAGUAUUUCCAAAUUAAAGGAUAUCGCGGAGAGAAUGGUGAUGAGGGCGACCAGCUAUGCCUGUGAUAUGUUGCAAUUUGGACAGGAACUAAGUGUCCUGAGUAAUGACUCAACACAAGUGACAUCGUGGGCUACAGGAACGAAUGACUCCUGGGAAAGUUUAAAGAAGGGCUUUAAACACCUGUCUGUAGAGUAUGCUAGUCUGGGUGACAAGGCUUCUCAAGAGGCUGCAGAUGAAGCAGAGAAAGUGGUAGAAAAGUUAGCACUCUUUCAAGAUUUACUUUUUUCAUACAAGGAACUUUGUGAGAGACAUGAAAAGGGUGUUCUCCAAGAUCACCAACGGGCAAUCCAAAAGAUGGGUCAGUACAAGAAAAAGAAGAUGUCGGCAACUGUUGCCACCUCUGAGGUAGGAGCAGUAGAACAGCUGGAACAGAAAAUACUGCAACAAGAAAGCCAGAUUGCCAACAUGGAAAAUAGGAAUUACUACAGCUUACACUGUCUACAGAUGGAGACUCAAUUAAUAUAUGCAAAUGUUGAGAUACUAUACGACGUCCUCGGAGCAAUGGCUGAAACACAGGCUAAAUCACACACAGAGCUCAGCAGAGUGUGGAACGAAAUUCGACCAAUCAUAGAGAAUGUGAUAGGCAAAGAAAUUUCCUCACGGACUUCUCCGGCUGGUACACCCCUUAACAACAAUCACGCCGGCAUUACCUUAUGAAAACAAGCAAUACUUGUGUGAAUGAUUACUAGACUAUAACCUAUUGUCAGCAGGCAGUGUAUACCCAGUCUAGCAAUAGGAGUGCACUCCCUCAACUCUCAAGGUCACUCAGGGUCACUGACCUUGGCUGAAGAUAAUGACUGUGUUCAAAUCCCUCCUCGGUAACCUAUCAACAGAUGGUGUCUAUGUAAAUACAGGUGAUAUGUUGUCUGGGCCCAAUGUCUCUACAGGUAAUCUCUACAGAUUACUGUAGUCAUGACCUCAUUCUGCUUAAAUGCUAUAGGCCUCGCUAGACUUGCUCAGCCUUGUGAG